Molecule: messenger RNA, 1536 nt
Organism: Erigeron canadensis
Lineage: Eukaryota; Viridiplantae; Streptophyta; Magnoliopsida; Asterales; Asteraceae
Product: pelargonidin 3-O-(6-caffeoylglucoside) 5-O-(6-O-malonylglucoside) 4'''-malonyltransferase-like
Exons: 1
Coding region: 17-943 (308 amino acids)
Source: RefSeq, a predicted model, not a curated record
CCAAGUGUACGUAAUAAUGUCUAUUAUCAAGAUUGAAAAACAAUCCACCAAAAUCAUUAAACCAUUUGUUCCAACUGUUCCAACACUCAGGCAUUACAAGCUAGGUUUUAUUGAAAACUUCUUUGCUUUUUUAAAGGUUGAAGUUGUUCUUUUCUUUUCCCCAAGCAAACACAACAAUCCAAACCAGUUUGUUGCCCGUCAGCUAGAGAAAUCGCUCGAGAAAACCUUAACACAAUUCUACCCUCUUGCUGGUAGAUAUAUCGAAGAAAACCACGUCGUUGAUUGCAACGACCAAGGUGUGGAGUUUAUAUGUGCCAAAGUUAACACCACCCUUCAAGAUUUUCUUUCUUACAAAGAAAAUAAUACGAUGAUCACCGAUGAAUUCAUCCCAAAAAGCAAUGAUCAUGACGGCUUAUUACUUGCGACUCAAGUUACCAUGUUUGAGUGCGGUUCGAUAGCAAUAGGUGUAUGUGCUACACAUAUGCUUUUUGAUGCCUCCACUCUAUGUACAUUUAUACACGAAUGGGCUGUCAUGAACCGCAGAGAAAUUAGUACUAAAACCGAUCAAUUGAUCACAGGAGGAGCUGCAGGUUUAAGCUCCUCCUGCGUGUUGUAUCCUGCUCGUGGUUUAAGUCCCAUUCCAAUAAUGAGUGGUGACGUGCUAAGCAAGUAUACUAGAAAGAAAGUUUCAUUUAGUGAGAGUGUGAUAUCUCAAAUAAAAGCAAAGGGAAAAAAUAGUACCCAUAAAUGGUCAAAGGUUCAAUUGGUAGCGGCAAUUAUAUGGAAGGCUUUCAUUUGUGUUGAUCAGAAAAUAUACAAUUAUCUAAGAGCGUCUGUUAUCAUCCAGGCGAUAAACCUUAGAGAAAAAAUGGCGUCCUUGAUACCUAAAGAUUCUUGUGGAAAUAUGAUCGGGGUGUUUGGCACAGAAGCUGUAGCUGCAUAAUCAACGACGACAGAAGCACUUGCAUAUCUAUUAAGUGAUUCUGUGAGGAAAACCAUAACUAACUACGCAAAGGUGAACCACAACAGCGAAGAAGGGAAAACAAUGGUUUUCGAUGCAUUUUCACAAAUAUUGAAUAUUAAUUCUGAUCUCACUAAUGUGGUUCUUUUAACUAGUUGGUGUAAGGUUCCUUUUUAUGAAAUUGAUUUUGGUUUUGGAAAGCCAACUUGGGCAACCCCAGGAACAAUAACCAUUAAAGACCUUACGAAUUUGAUGGAUGAUGCGCAAGGUAAUGGAGUCGAAGCGUAUGUCUUUCUUGAGACUAAAGACGUCCCGUCUUUUGAAGAAGCUCUAGAUCGAGUUAUAAAUGAUUUUGCUGCCUGAUUGAUCUAUAUCGAUAUUCAUCUAUACUACUUUGGUUUGAAUAAAUCGUUAAUAAUGAACGUGCAAUAAAGAUCAGUUAGGGUAUACUAAUUGGUUCUAGCUUGUGUCAAUUUUAAACAAAGUUUCCUGUGAUCAGUUUUAAUCAAAUAUGUAAUAAAGUGUUGUUUUUCGUAGCGCUUGUAUUUUGAACUUGCUAACUAACAAUGGUAAUU